Molecule: messenger RNA, 5704 nt
Organism: Coregonus sp. 'balchen'
Lineage: Eukaryota; Metazoa; Chordata; Actinopteri; Salmoniformes; Salmonidae
Source: the annotation of a GenBank genome assembly
AUGCACCCACCAUCAACGAAGGACUUUGUGUCUUUAACCCUCACUGGACAUGCAAGUGGCAACUAUAAUAACAGUAAACAGUGGAGAAGACAGUCCUGCUGGAGGGUGAGUGAUUGCUGAAGGAAGUCAACCAACCUUCUUAUCUCAAUCACACACUGAUCCGAUUACUUACUAUUUCCAGUUGAUUUAUAUGCUCUAAGAGAUAGCGCACUGAAUGUUUUGUACCGCAAAUGUAGCAUGACAUUUUAAUGGCUUACUAAAUGAAUGAAAAAAUGUCUGAAGACAUAAUUAUGAUCAUAACCAUAAUAUAAUGUGAUAGACAGAAAGGAAAUGACUGUAGCUCAGACCUGUCACUGUUAGUCAGUAGAGGUAUGACACCAUGGUUGUGUUGUUUAUCAGAAGAAUAUGACACUGCAGUGCUUCUGUAUAGUAGCAGCAUGUUACUAUAAUGACGCAGUUGAUCAGACAUGUAGCACUGUGUGACAUUUAGUGAUACGUCUGUAUUUCUUGUUUAUAGUGUACAUGUCUCUCCUGACAGACAAGCCAGUGCAGUCAAUUAUAACUGAGCGUUUGUCUAAUUCACUCUGUGCUUACGGCUUUGCCAUUUUCUCUCUCACCCAAAUUGCACCCAUAUAUCCACAGAAAUGGAAACAGUUAUCGAGAUUGCAGCGCAACCUAAUCCUCUUCACCGUAGCUCUCAUGUUAGUUUGUGGGAUUGCUGCUUAUCCCAGUGUCACAGAACAUUUCCAAGGUAAGGCCAGCAAAAAAAUGGAAUUGUUAUAAUGUAUGGUGGUGACUGUUUUUGAGCCACCAGAGACUGAGCAUUCUCCCCUCUGCAUCCUCCCCAGGCCUUACUGUUGUUGCGAAGGAGGAAGGGGACCAUGCUCUGAAAGCUGUCAUCACUGAGGUCCUACCUGAGUCAGACAAACUGAACCAACCGCUAGUACCAGAGCCACCUUCAGAGGUUGGUACAUUCCACUCCUCUGCUUUGCUACUAAAGCCAACCUUUGACUAUGACAAAAUAUCUGGAGUGACACAAACAGUAAGCUGUGUUUUUGAAUUAAACACUUCCCUCCCUUUACCAUGUCUCUUCCUUUAGAAGCAGAAGAGGGCACCCUACAAGCGGGGGCCACCCGGCCUGCAGAACCGCCUGCAAAAUAAAGGGAACAUGUCAGAUACCCAGGUGGAGAAAGAGGAGGGAGAGAAGCUACUUGUUAAGUAAGACUAGUCUCUAAUCAGUGGAGAUAACUGAUGGACUGAUUGAUAACAAAAUACUGAUACAUAAGCCUUUAUUGCAUGCGUUAGAGAAGUGGAUUGUGAUGAGUAAUCUGAAUAAAAUAUACAACUCGAUUCCAACCAAAUAUAAACAUGUUUUCUGGUCUUCUUAUCUUGACUGACCCCUAUGUGUGUUUAGCUGGCGUGGGGCCAUGAUUGACCAAGCCGCUGAAAGAGGAACUGCCAAGGAAGCAGAGAACAAGGUGGAUGUCCCAGCGGUUGAGCAAGAGGUCCACUCACACAAGGAGCCAGGUCUUUGCCAUGUUUCUGCCUCUACUGUCUCUCUUCUCUCUCUCUGUCUCUCUGUCAUCCCCCUGCUCAAACCCUCCAUAGCCCCCUUCAUGACCAUGAACAACAGUUGAGUUUAUUAACCACACGUUGAGUUUGAUAGAGGGCAAACUAGAGCUUUGACAGGAAAUGUGCAUGGCCUGAAAGAGACUUAAAUAGAAGUAAUGAAUUCAUAAUUCUGGAACGGACUUGGAUGGUAGCUAAUUAUCUUGGCACGCGUGUGUUUCAGAAGUCGAUAGGCUUGAGGCAGUACGUGAUGCUUUCAGACAUGCAUGGAAGGGCUACAAAGAGUUUGCCUGGGGCAAAGAUGAACUGAGGCCCGUGUCUAAGUCCUAUGGAGAGUGGUUUGGCCUGGGCUUGACCCUAAUUGAUGCACUGGACACCAUGUGGAUCCUCAACCUCAAAAAAGGUACAGUACAUUAAUGAUCCAGCUUUUCUAUAUACCUGCUGUAUCAGAGAGUUUGCAUGGAGUUAGACCACUAAAGUUGUUUGCCCUCUUUUGGACAGAGUUUGAGGAGGCUAAGACCUGGGUGUCCACAGAGCUGUCCUUCAAUAAGAACGUGGACGUGAACCUGUUUGAGAGCACCAUCCGUAUCCUGGGUGGCUUGCUGAGUACUUACCAUCUGACUGGAGACACUCUGUUCCUGGACAAGGCUGUGAGUCACAUACAGAGAGACCUACAGAGAGCUGGCACGUACUGUUUCUGCUGCUGGGCCUCUGGCACUUCCUCCUCCAGUCAUUCUGCCUCUCAAAGACCCUUUCAUGGGCUGCUGAUAAUGCUGCUGCUGGUCAUAUGAAUUAAAUCUGUGGGAGAAGGGGGUCUGGUUAGGAAAACCAAUAUUGAUUGGCAGUUCUGUUUAUUUAUUUUUGAUGACCUUGCAGAAAGAUAUAGGAACGAGGUUAAUGCCUGCCUUCAACACCCCGUCCAAGAUCCCCUACUCAGAUGUGAACAUUGGGAAGGGUACGGCCCACCCCCCUCGAUGGACAUCGGACAGCACUGUUGCUGAGGUCACCAGCAUCCAGCUGGAAUUUAGGGAGCUGAGUCGCCUCACUCAGGACACACGCUACCAGGUAAACCCAACGACAACACAGUAUCAGGAUCUGUUGGUAAUAUUCAUACCAACACUCAAAAGCAAUGUUCUAAUGGCAGGACUCGAUUCAUGUCAGCCUUUUGUUCAAGGUUUGAUUAUUCAGCACUCUAUCAAUCAUCUCUGACGACAUUAAACAGACUUAUUUCUCCUUCCCCUUCUUCCUUAUACAGGCUGCAGUGGAUGAGGUCAUGCAGAAAGUCCACAAGCUGGAGGGGAAGCAGGACGGCCUUGUCCCCAUGUUCAUCAACACCAACAGCGGCCAGUUUACCCAUUUGGGGAUGUUCACGCUGGGCGCACGGGCAGACAGCUACUACGAAUACCUCCUCAAACAGUGGAUCCAGGGAGGCAAGAAGGAGACAGAGUGAGUCGAAUUCCUUAAUUCCUGGACUUCUUUUCUAAACACUUUCCGGUCUACUUUUCUCAAGGCUGUAUAUGAGGUUUAAGCUGACGCUAAUUCUCUGAGUCAGGUCUAGGCACUCAAGUCCUACUCAUCUUGUCUAGGGUCCCUGCUAAGUACUGGGGGCAGGCAGCAGAGUUGUCACUGUUCUGGCUUGCUGUCAUGUUUGACAGCAGAGCUGUCCCUCCCCUGAUGUAACUGACACGACUUUAACAGCCCCGUCUCUCUGUUACCUGCAGUGCUGGACAAGCUGUGUGGAUGUGGCGGAACGGCUGUAUGUCGUAUCAGGCUGUGCAUAAGACUGAAAUAUUCAUGACUCUGUCUGGUGAUAUUUGCUGAACUUCAUGCACAACUAGGUCUUCAGAGCUGCUUUAUAAAACAUUUAUCCUCAGUUGGAACAGCUCUCGCAGACCCAGCACAGCUUGAGGACUUUGAUGCUUGAGGACAGAUUUAGUUAUUGUACUAUGUUUAAAGUAGUUCAUGAAGUUGUAUAUAUUUUUUAUUGGCUCAGUGCUGUAUCAGUUGGUGUUGACGGUGGAUUCUAUGGGACACGUAUAAAACAAUAACAGAAAACUACGCAAGUACCAUUUAAGCUGACUAUUCUUCUCAGUAUUUGUAUAGGUAUAGACCAUAUUCCUUUAAGUCAAAGCAGUGUUGUGUUAUACAGAGCAGUACAAAUAAACUGAUGUGCCUGGCUGUAAAGCUGUGGUUAUAUGGGUGUUCCUCAGGUUAUGCUCCAGAGUGCUUGGCUAUAAAGCCGUGACUGUGUGUUCCUCAGUUUGCUGGAGGAUUACCUGCAAGCCAUGGAGGGAGUGAAGAAGAACCUGCUGAAGAAGUCCUCUCCGAACAGGCUGACCUUCGUAGGGGAGCUUUCCCAUGGCCAGUUCAGCCCCAAAAUGGUUAGGAUACUGACUAUGCACACCAGAUGAGUGUGUGUGAAAAGGCUGCUGUUUUCUCUAGAUUGUGGACUCCAUUCUGUAACAUGGACAGGGUAGUUAUCCACUGACUCCCCCCUCUGUAUCUGUGUCAGGAUCAUCUGGUGUGUUUCCUCCCUGGGACCCUGGCUCUAGGGGCCUACCACGGCCUGCCAGCGGACCACAUGGAGCUGGCCAAGCAGCUGAUGGAGACUUGCUACCAGAUGUAUGCCCAGAUGGAGACUGGCCUGAGCCCUGAGAUUGUCCACUUUAACAUGCACGAGGGCAGCAUCAGAGAUGUAGACGUGAAGGUAGGGAUGUGCACUGAACAACACUCACAGCAGAGAUAUGGUUAUAAUCAAUACCCAACUGAAGUGCUAUUUGGUUCCUGACAAUUUAUUUCACUGUUGUAAAGUGUAUGUUUUUUUGAUGCAAUUGAUAUGAUUGUUUCUCGUGUGUGUGUGUGUCAUUUCCUCAGCUUGCAGACAGACACAACCUCCUGCGCCCUGAGACGGUGGAGAGCCUAUUCUAUCUGUACAGGUUCACUAAAGACAGGAAGUAUAGGGACUGGGGCUGGGAGAUUCUCCAAAACUUCAACAAGUACACGAAGGUGAGAGAGCACAGUCACUAACCAGCCUAGACUACUGUUAAUACUGUAAGUAAAUGAACUCGCCUGGUCCCAGAUCAGUUUGCAUGACAAUAGGAGUUGGCAAGACCGCACACUGAUCUGGAUCCAGGCUACUGAGAAAUGCAUUGUUUGAGAUAUUGUCACAUGCUGUUAAAGUUAAUGAUAAAUCUGUAUGUGUUAAUUGAGUGAGUAUUCCCCAGAGAUGAUGGAUCCUUCUCAUAAUACCAUGUGUGAUGGUCUGUGUCUCACCAGGUUUCUACUGGUGGCUACACGUCCAUCAACAACGUACGGGACCCAGAGUACCCUAGCCCCCGGGACAAGAUGGAGAGUUUCUUCCUGGGGGAGACUCUCAAAUACUUCUACCUGCUGUUCUCAGAUGACCCGGAGCUGGUCAGUCUGGACAAGUAUGUGUUCAACACAGAGGCCCACCCCCUGCCCAUCUGGCCCACUGCAGAGUGAGAGAUACACAGGGCAAGUCAACGUGACGCACAUAUACAGUAAUACAUCACAGCUCAGGGCUUGGCUAACACCAAGAUAUCUUGUUAUUCCUUUUUAUAUAUCUCAGUGACUCAAGUUUGGGUCGGUUUACCCUCUCCCAAUUUGAAAACUCUGGAAAAAUGCCUAUUUUUUAAAGCCGGAAUUCAUUGUUUGUUUAGUGAUUGUUAUAUCCAUGGGGGAUAUCAGCAGUGUUGGGGUGAGAUUGAGGUAUAGUAGCUUUGUUCUCUUUCUGUUCUCGCCACAUUGCUGGUACGGGGCCUGUCUGUCCUCUGAUAAUGACAGUUGUUUAGUCUGAAGGAAGAGUGGAAAACAUGAGAGCCAGCCAAGCUGUGUCCUUGGCUCAUCGUGGUUAUUUCGUGCACCAACACUAGAACAUAUGAGCGUGACUGGUCUCCAAGCUGUGUCUUAGUCGGAGGCAGCAGCAGCCUGAGAGGAAGUGGAAGUUUGGCAGAAUACGGCGCUAAGUGACCAAGUCCCUAUCAUGGAAUGAUAUAGUAUACUAUGGUAUAAAUCACUGUAGUGUAUACUGUAGUAUUUACAGUUAGCUAUAUUAUAAAUACUGUAGUAAAGGAAAACAGUAGUAUACUGUUGUAUUUACUAUAGUGUUUUUGUU